AUGUUCGGUGCCCCAUCCACGGUUACGACUGAUGGUGGUGCCCAGUUUGAGUCGGCACUCUUCCAAACGCUACUCAAUUUCCUUGGCUGCACACGCAUUCGGACGACAGCCUACCACCCAGCUGCGCACGGUAUGGUAGACCGUUUCCAUCGUCAGCUAAAGACCGCCCUGCGUGCCGUAGUAGACCCAGGAAACUGGUCGGACAACCUUCCUCUUGCACUCCUCGGCAUCCGUGCAUAUCUGAAGUCGGAUCUGGGCUGUAGUGCAGCCGAAUUGGUUUUCGGCACUACCCUCCGACUGUCAGGCGAGAUGAUCACCCCAACCUCUCGUGGGGCCGACGAGACUCCUGACAACCUUGUGCACCGUUUGCGGCAGUUUACGUGCACGCUUUCCCCGGUUCCACCUCGAACUCCAACGACUGAGUCUUAUGUCGAAAAAGACUUGGACAAGUGUACUCAUGUGUUCGUCCGGUGUGACCGUGUGCACCAGCCGCUGAAAUCGCCAUACGAAGGACCGUUCCGCGUGCUCGCACGCAACGCCAAGACCUGCCGGAUUCUUCGCGGUGACAAGGAGGACGUGGUCAGCGUCAAUCGGGUCAAGGCUGCUGUUGCACAAGGACAAAAAUGUGCUGACCCCCUAACCCCUGUUCCGCUAUCUUCCCUAUCCCCUACUCAUUUACCCUGCCCACUGCCUCGCCCUUCCCCUCCCUUGCCCUCCACCCCUCCGUCCCGCAUACUUCCUCUCCCUACUUGUCUACAGCAUCCAACUGCAACAUCAUCCUCCACCAUAGCACGCAGUCAACCCUUUUUGACUGUACCUCCUGCUUACAUCACCCACAGUGGCCGUCACGUUCAUUUUCCCGAUCGUUUAGUUACGCAUCUUUUCUAG
Molecule: messenger RNA, 888 nt
Organism: Spirometra erinaceieuropaei
Lineage: Eukaryota; Metazoa; Platyhelminthes; Cestoda; Diphyllobothriidea; Diphyllobothriidae
Source: the annotation of a GenBank genome assembly